Molecule: messenger RNA, 1677 nt
Organism: Necator americanus (New World hookworm)
Lineage: Eukaryota; Metazoa; Nematoda; Chromadorea; Rhabditida; Ancylostomatidae
Exons: 13
Coding region: 1-1677 (558 amino acids)
Cellular component (GO): membrane; cytoplasm
Molecular function (GO): scavenger receptor activity
Source: RefSeq, a predicted model, not a curated record
AUGAGGAAACGACAAUGUAUAUGCGGAGGAAUCAGUGGUGGACUGUUCUUGGUCGGUGCCGGUCUGGUGACAGCUGGUUUAGUUGUGGUUCUAAAAGUAUUUCCAGAUAUUGUAAAUAAAACAGUGAAAUCGCAAAAAGUUCUCGGACUUAACAGCGAUGGAACAUUGAACGAUUUCACAAAAUCCUGGGCCACUCCGUCAUAUAUAUCCACUAUGCAAUAUUGGGCUUUUGAUUACAAGAAUACUAUAGGGAUUCUAAAUCGAGCGAUUUAUCCGGACAUGGACGAAAAAGGACCUUAUUCGUAUGACGAAACUAUUGUAAACGCGCACAUAAAAUUCACGAAGAACGGUGAACAGAUGCAAUUCACACAAGCAACCACAUACAACUUCAAUCCGGCCAAGUCAUGUCCCACUUGUGAUCCAAAGAAGGACACUGUAACUAUUCCAGAUAUCAGCUUUUUCAUGGGAAUGGAGCAAAUUAAGGCCCUUGUCGAAACGCUACUAGGAAACGAAAUAGUGGUUGGCGCUUGUGAAUUGCUUCUAAAAGAGAAAUGUGAAGAGAUUGGGAAAUUAAUCGAACGAGAGAUAGGAACGUUUAUGACCAUCUUCGAAACGGGACCGUUCGUUACAGUGACUGUAGACGAGUUACUUUUCACUGGUUACGUCUCACCUCUCAUCACCAAGUUAGCGGAUCGCGUUAUAAAUAUCGUAAACACACUUAUUGGAACGAAAUUUCCUCUUGUGGAUCCAGCACCGUUUACCGUAGCUCUUAACACAGAAAAUGGAACGACAGACACUUUGUACACGGUGGAUUCAGGGAAAUUGGACUAUUCUCGAGCUGGUUAUAUUCUAUACUUUAACAAUAUGACCAACGCUUCAAUUCCUAGUCAAGGCAACAAACUCCCAUCACAAUGGUGGCCAGGAGCUGAAACACCAUCCUGUAACGGGUAUGCAUUGACGCUAGAAGGAACGAAUGGGGGCUUCUUCAAAUCAUUCUUAGAGAAGGAUGAGAAACUGCCCAUUUACAUCUCUGACAUUUGCAGAACAGCUGAACUGAAAUUUGAAAAAGAGGUAACAGUAAACGACAUUCAUGGAUAUCGUUUUUUAAUGCCCUCCGAUGAGUUCGACUAUUCGAUAACGGAUAAUUGCGGAUUUUGUAAUCCGAACACAUUGAGCCAAUAUGGUGCAUACGAUCUACCCGUGAACAGCACCUGUCUUCCGAGUGGACUUCUCGACAUCAGCGGCUGCCAGAAUAGUCCUAUAAUCAUCUCCAAACCACAUUUUUAUCAAGCAUCAAACAUUGUCAAGCAAUUUGUUCCACGUUUCAAAUCUUCGUACGACGACGAGACCACACUGGACAUAGAACCGCUGACAGGAACUGUGCUUUCUGCGAAUAAACGUCUCCAAAUCAACAUGCUCGUCAAUCAGUUUCCUACCAUUGGAGCGUACAGCGUCAUUCGUCCAGGUGCCUAUCCUUUAGUAUGGUUGAAUGAAUCUUUCAUUAUGGAUAAUGGAACGAGAGAUGAUUUACAAUCUUCAAUUUUCAAUCCAGAGAAGAUAGUCAAAAUCGCUUGCUGGUCUGCAGUUGGUGUGGGAGGUGCUCUCAUUAUUCUGUCUGCAGUACUAUGUUUGGUCAAUGUGUUUUAUUUGGGCAGCAAAGAGGAGAAGGAUGAAUAG